CCACAAGAUUCAGCAAUUAUUAUGUACACUAGUGGUUCGACCGGGCAACCUAAAGGUGUGGUAUUGACAAAUGGCAACGUAGUCGCCUUCAUCCUGGGAAUAGCCAGCGUAAUGCGGGAGUGUGGGGACAGAUUCGUUGCAUUUCUUCCUCUUGCUCACGUCAUGGAAAUUGCAUGUGAAAUUACAUUUAUGUCAUUGGGUCUACAGAUCGGUUACUCCAGCCCCUUCACGCUUACUGAUCAGGGCACCGCGUUGAUGCCUGGAGUCAUUGGAGACACUAGUUUGCUCAAACCAACUGCUAUGAUUGCGGUUCCGCUGUUGCUGAAUCGCAUCCGCAAGGCCAUUGAGCAGGAAUUGUCAAAAAAGAGUCCUAUUCUGCAAGAGGUGUUUGCCUUCGCCCAAACCUACAAAUCUUACUGGAAAAAGAAAGGAUUCACUACUCCCAUUUUGAACCGAAUCAUCUUCCGGGGCUCCAAGCAGAUCCUCGGUGGCCAUCUGAGGGCUUUAGUAUCCGGAUCGGCCCCGCUGUCCAGUGAAACACAGGAAUUCCUCAGCAAUUGUCUUGACUGUCCCGUGCUCCAGGGCUACGGCCUCACCGAGACCACGGCAGGAGCUACGCUACAAGAUCUAUAUGACCUGACGGUUGGAGUGGUUGGGCCUCCGCUGAACGGAGUACAAAUAAAGCUUGUCGACUGGGAAGAGGGUGGCUACCACGUAGCUGACCGGCCGUAUCCACGAGGCGAAGUGGUCGUCGGGGGUCCCACUGUGGCAGCAGGCUACUACUUGAAGCCAGAACUUACUGCGGAGAACUUCAAGGAUGACGGCCAGACGCGCUGGUUCUAUACUGGAGACAUUGGCGAGUUCCUGCCUAAAGGCCUCCUUCGGAUUAUUGACCGCAAGAAGGACCUCGUGAAGUUGCAGAACGGCGAGUACGUGUCGCUGGGCAAGAUCGAAAUGGUGUUGAAAACACAUCCGCUGGUUGACAAUGCCUGCGUGUGUGGAAGCUCGCUGUGUACGUUCGUCGUUGCCUUGAUCCAACCAAAUGAGGCAACCCUGAAGAGGACAGCAAAGUCCCUUUCCAUUGCUGAGAAUGAAAGCUUGCCGCAGCUUUGCGAAAAUCCCAUUUUGCACAAUGCCGUGACAAAUGAACUGACCAAUCACUGCACUAAAAGUAACCUCGUAAAGUAUGAAGUUCCACUCAAGUACAAACUCUGUAAGGAAGUGUGGACGCCUGAGACGGAGUUAGUGACGGCAGCUCUCAAGAUUCGACGCACACAGAUCCAGAAGUUGUACCAUGAGGACAUCCAGGCGAUGUACCGGGGAGUGUCGAACGCAGCUUCUGCAACUGAUCUGCUGUCAUCGAGACGGGACAACAGCGUUACGUUUCCGUUCGAGAAAAGUGGAAACGAAGCUGCGGAUCCCAAAGCCGGCGCCAAGUAG
Molecule: messenger RNA, 1440 nt
Organism: Rhipicephalus microplus (southern cattle tick)
Lineage: Eukaryota; Metazoa; Arthropoda; Arachnida; Ixodida; Ixodidae
Product: fatty acid CoA ligase Acsl3
Biological process (GO): long-chain fatty acid metabolic process; long-chain fatty-acyl-CoA metabolic process; neuron differentiation
Cellular component (GO): endoplasmic reticulum; plasma membrane; lipid droplet
Molecular function (GO): palmitoyl-CoA ligase activity
Source: RefSeq, a predicted model, not a curated record